Brassica oleracea var. oleracea is the source of this 2007-nucleotide messenger RNA. Its product is annotated as coilin-like. NCBI's taxonomy places the organism in Eukaryota, Viridiplantae, Streptophyta, Magnoliopsida, Brassicales, Brassicaceae. The transcript has 13 exons. Gene Ontology annotation, biological process: spliceosomal snRNP assembly. The record is from RefSeq and is a predicted model, not a curated record. The coding region runs from base 85 to 1923 and encodes 612 amino acids. Gene Ontology annotation, molecular function: U2 snRNA binding; U1 snRNA binding. Gene Ontology annotation, cellular component: Cajal body.
UCUAGCUUUCUCCUUCUUCUCCGUCAUAGAGAGGGUUUAAGGUCACAGAAAGCUCAAAACUUUAGCGAGAUUACCAACUCUACUAUGGAGCCAGAGAAGGUGAGGAUUCGUCUGGUGUUUGAGGAUCAACGGGUUCUGAGUAAUUCCCAGAAGAAGCAAGGUCUAAAGCGGAGCUGGGUUGUUCUGAAUCCUAAAAGUCACCGAACUGUUUCAGAGUUCUCUGAUCAUCUUCUUCACACAUUUUGCCUCUUCGAAGCUUGUCCUCAUGGCAUCUCUCUAUAUAUGGACGGUUUCGUUUUGCCGCCGUUUGAGUCGAGCUGUGUAUUGAAGGAUAAAGACAUUGUGUGUGUUAAGAGAAAGAAGGAACCUUUGUUAGAGAUUGUGGAGGAAGACAGUGAGGAGAAUGUUUGUGCUGAGAUUGAGGAGGCUGAGGAGAGGGCUCCUGGUGUAAUGCUUCUUGCUAAUGAGGAGUUCCAGAAGGAAGCUGGAGGAUAUGAAAGCGAGUCUGAGGAAGAUGAGCUUGAAGAGAUUGUCCCGGAGAAGAAGACUUCAAAGAAACGUAAAGCUUCGAGUAGAAGCACAAGCUCCAAGAGGAAGAAGUGUAAGUUAGCUACCACUGAAGAAAGUCCCGUGGAAAAAGAAAACGAAUCUGUUGUACGCAAAGGCAAUGCUGUGAAGAAGAGUAAAACAUCGGAUGCACAAAGAACUGAAAAUGAUCAACAGGAUGAAGUUAAAGCCAAAUCUAUGACCAAGUCAAAGAAGUCCUCGCAACAAGACAAAAGCAAAGAGCCUAACGAACAGUGCAACCUGUCUGGUGAAACUAAAAAGACACCUAGCAGAAGCGCUCGGCGUAAAAAGGCUAAACGCCAAUGGUUGAGAGAGAAGACAAAACAAGAGAAGGAAGAGUAUUUGCAGCUUCAACAGAAGCAGAUGGUUGUAGCACCCACCCAAAAGCCAGCUUUCACCAUAAACCACCAAGUAACCAAGGAAAAUCGCUCCGAAGCUCUGGAAACUCAACAGCCUGAUGAAAAUGGUGAUGGGGUUGGGGAUGAAGUGGUUCCUGUGGAAGUGAGGCCAGGCCACAUUCGCUUCGAGCCGCUCGAUGAAACAGAUCAAGCUUCUGCUGAAGAAAUUGCACCUCCUGCGGAAAAGUUCGUGUGGAAUGGAAACAUGACGAAGAAGAAAGGCCAAAAAUGGGGAACAGAGAAGGCAGGAUUGUCCAAACGAUAUGCUCAGGAUAUGGAUGAAGAUACUUAUCAGACAGAGCCAGCUGAGGCAGAGACAGUUGCUAAGGGUCAGAUCGACUUUGAACAGCUCCUGGCUUACUCUGGCUCAUUAAAGAAAGGAGAUGUUAUUGCAUACCGCCUCAUUGAGCUAACAUCAUCUUGGACUCCUGAAGUCUCGUCCUUUCGAGUUGGAAAGAUAAGCAACUAUGAUCCAGAAUCCAAGAAGGUGACUUUGAUGCCUGUUGAACUUGAAGAAUAUCCAAUCGAGAAGAAGACAGAAGAGGACACCGAGGAUUCCUCAAUGCAACCUGAUACAUCUCUUUAUAAAGAAGACGGAUCUUUGGAGAUAGAAUUUUCUUCUCUGCUUGAUGUCCGCUGCAUCAAAACCAGCAGCAGCUCAGAUACCGCAGAAGCAGCUAAGUCAGCACCGUCCAAGCCUGACCAAACAGCUACAAGUCUAAAGCUGAGCACAGACAACGGUUUGCAAACACCUGUAAAGGAAAAUGGAAAAGGGGACCCUUGGGAAGAACUAAGUGACGCUUUAAGUGCGAAAAAGGCACAACUGGCUCAAGCCAACAAUGGUGGGUGGACCAAGAAAGGGAGCUCAAGUGGAGGAUCGGCGUGGUCUUACAAGGCACUGCGAGGUAGCGGAAUGGGACCUGUAAUGAAGUAUCUUAGAUCUCAGAAAGAGAUAUGAGAAACUAGGCUUAAAUCUUUUGAAUCUCAUUUGGGGUAUGUGAAAAACUCAGACAGAAGAGAAGAAGAGAAACCAUUUUGUUUU